Scophthalmus maximus (turbot) is the source of this 3475-nucleotide messenger RNA. RefSeq lists its product as uncharacterized. Lineage: Eukaryota; Metazoa; Chordata; Actinopteri; Pleuronectiformes; Scophthalmidae. The transcript has 10 exons. Gene Ontology annotation, molecular function: protein binding. The record is from RefSeq and is a predicted model, not a curated record. Bases 641 to 1717 code for a protein of 358 amino acids.
CGAGACACACGUCUCCGCCUUGUUGUCGUCGUCGGCCUCGAAGGAAUUGUGCUAGUCGUUUGGCUACAUUAAUGGUGCUCCGGAGUGACGUCACGCCGAAUACACUCCCACACUGACGUGAUCCAGAUUGUUCCCGGUUACGACGCGCGUAAACAUCUCACCGCCGGGGUUGGCUUCCAUAGAAACACGGCACACGGUCAGAAACCCGGCCGCUGGUACAGUCAUGCGUGCGUAGCUUCGACGGGGUUUGUCCAAUAGCGGCUCUGUGGCUCUUAAGCAAAGCCACACAUCGUUGAUUAUAUUUCGCGAAAAAUAGUGUAUAUUCUUCAAAGCACUCUCUUACUUCAAAUGAACUUGAAGAAUCGCUCAAUUUUUUCUAAAACAAUUUUUCACAUAUUGACUUUGUUUUAAACUGGGCCGCGCGGAACACCAAAGACAUGUAUUUAUGUAUCAUUCAAGAUGUAAUACUUUGAAUAAUGAUAAAAAAAAACAACUGCUCGUGUGCAAACAGUUUGUGACAUUUAAUCGGCUGUGGAGAGCCAACUGACCAAUCAGAUUCCCGCCUGGGGUCAAUGUCCCUCUGGCCCCGCCCCUACGCUCAUGUGCACAUGUUGGUGGCCAAGUCUUGCCGCCGCAAAACAUGUCCCUGCUGUGGAUGAAUGACUUUGAACCCGAGGUGACCUGGGCACCGCCGCAGCAUUCAGUGGCAAAUUGCACCUAUCAAGUGUUUAAAAAAACCACAAAGCGCGAUAAUGACUAUGAUUUGCCUUCGCCUCCCUGGAAAUCUGUCGUCGUGAUGGAAGGAGGAUUUCUGCAAGUGUCCGUUAAAACUGUCUGUGGUGGCAAAAGAAGUGAGCCGACUGUCCUCAACGUUACUUACCCAGAAAUGGUAAAGAAUGUGCAGUGCUACAUCCUCUCCUCUAAACACGCUCACUGCUCGUGGGAGUCAGCCAAUCCAACGGCAGUUGUCCAUUUUUUCUAUCGAUUGGUGGAAGAGAAUCUGAGUACGUCUGUCCACGACGAUUCUCCUUCGCCCCGCUUACGAGAGUGCCCAAUGUCCAACUACAAGGAGCGCGCCGGGACCGGCUGUGUUCUGCAGGUGACCUUGAAACAGGGCAUCCUCAUCGUGUUUAACGGAACGGUGAACAAGGUGCCUUUCAGGAACACCUUCAGGAGGAUGCCGCUAGACCACGUGAAGCCACCUCCCCUAAACUGGACAGUGAUUAAGACUGGGAAAAGAUUCCUCAUCAGCUGGAUUCCACCUGACAUCAAGCCUCUGUUUGGGAAGUACAUCAUCAAUUACACUGAGUGUGAUAAAAUAAAGAUUAAAACCAUAGCCAAUGUAGAAGAAACAUCAGCUGAGCUAGCACUGCUCCCUCACUGUCAGUACCGCAUUGCGAUGAAAGCUCAGUAUGAAACGUUUAGUACACCGUGGGGUGACGAGGAGCAUUUCGAUGCAGAUAAAGAUUCAAAUUCUUGGGUGUACGUCAUCAUCCCCUUGAUGGUUGCCGCCCUGGCAACCCUGACAUUUGUGUGCUGCAGGAAGAACAAGAAUCAUAUCUUCCCCAAAUUGCCACAACCUCGGGACCUUCUCAGCGAUAUUUCUGAAAACAAUAACAAGAGUGCUGUUUGCAACCUGUACAUCCCCACAGAGGACGACGUGGGCUGUAAAAUCAUGCUGGUGACAGAGCCCAACAUCAACACACCAGACUGCUGACCUUGACUCUGCAGUGGUGACAACGGUAAAAUGACCAAUGAAAAUCUCUCACGUUGUGGUUGGGCUGACUCAAGCAAAAGAGGGGAGACUCAACUGUUCAACUGAUUUGUGAAAAAGGGCCACGUUUCUUGUCAGACCUUAGAAGUGACUUUGGGCUCCCUUUUUUUGUGACGAAGGGUGUCAACUCAAACCUCGUCUGAACAAAAAAGAAAAAAUGGAAGUUACUUCUUGACAUUCCCGUGCGAUGCAGUCCACAAACUGAUGCAGGUGAAAAAUCCAACUUCAAGAAGCACACUUCUUUCUGAAGACUCCGUGGAGUCGUGCUGUUGUUGCAUCAGAGCGCCAGAGGAAAGCCAUGGGAAGUUGUGGCAUCUACAUAACCAGUCAAUCUGCAGCAAUACAGUUACAGUUACAGCUUAGCAUCUAUAAGCAAUAAAUACUAAACAUUUGCUGGUCCCAUCUUAAUGUAAAAAAGUACUGCUUGUUAUAUAAUUUCAUCCAUGAAAUUAUUAAUCAUAAUGUUAUAGAAUUCUAGAUGAAUUAAACUUUGGUUAGACAUAGGAAAGCAUUUGGAGACAUCAUCAUGGAUUUUGUUUUGUUUGAUUCUCUGUUUAACUAAAAAAAUAUAAAUAUAAAUAGAUAUAAUAUAUAAAUAAAUAAGCCCCCCAAAAUACUGUAAUGAUUUUUUUUUAUCUUAAAAAACCCUAGUUGCUGUAUUUGUCCCCUGGACAUCAUGACCUGUCCCGAAUAUAUCCUAAUAAUGUUCCUGCUGAAAAGUUUUUUUAAUUUAAUAUUUUGUGUUAUUGUUAUAUAUAUUAUAUUUUUCUAUUUGAUUCAGGGGCCACCGAUUUACAUUUUAGGGUUCUGUUGUUUUUUUCUUCCUCUGUUGAUCAGUUGUUGCGUUGUCCCGUUCAGUACAAACAAAGGAUAUGCAUGACCAAACUGCGAACAAAACAUAUCAAAUUAAUUUUGUUUAUGUCUCAAAACCAACCUGCCUUCCUUUCUCAUAUCUGGUCAUUGAUGAUCUCCCCCUUUUCAGCUUGAGACUGCCUCUGUUCACACGGCAUCACCAGCACCAAAGGUUAAAAUGCUGGUAUUAUUAGGAGUAUUGGAUUAGUUAUGUCUUCCAGGACAAUGUUUGCAUGAUCGUCGAACCAAACCUCCCCCGAAUGUUGUUUGCUCGGUUGAAAACACUGAAAUACAAUUAUGAUGAACUCUUUUAUGCUAUGAAUGUGAAAUGCAUGAAACACUGAUGUAUCGACACUGGUGCUCAAAAUGGUUUCCAGUUUGAAGUUGUUGUUUUUUAUUAGGGUUCCUGGGUGCCACUUGUAGGUAAUUUAAUGCAACAUUCUUUAAAAAAAAAAAUCAGAACUUGCAAUUUCUACACUGAAUGUGAAUGUAUGUUUCACUUUUUAAUGUCACAUCGCCAGACUGUGUUUUGCUUUUUUUUAGUCAUCCACUAAAGAGGGGGUCGAUGGUUCGAUCCCCAGCAUCUCAAGUCCACAGGCUGAAGUGCCCUUAACCUAAAAAUCCCCCUUGACUCCUGUUCCAGCAGUGUAUAAUUUAUGUGAUGGAAAUUAUAAUUUUUCACUGAAAAAAUUAAAAAACGGAUCUGUGAAAUAUGCAAUGAUAUGUUUUCUCAAAAAUUCUGUUAAGCUGUUGAGUUGAGACCAGUUGAAGGUGAUGUGUUUUGUAAAUGCGGCCUAUCACACGGUAUAAAGAGUUAAUAAAUCAGAGUUACAUUUUGUUGUUCCAUGA